Messenger RNA from Zerene cesonia (dogface butterfly), 1752 nucleotides. Its product is annotated as UDP-glucosyltransferase 2-like. The record is from RefSeq and is a predicted model, not a curated record. Gene Ontology annotation, molecular function: UDP-glycosyltransferase activity. The transcript is spliced from 4 exons. Bases 85 to 1641 code for a protein of 518 amino acids. Lineage: Eukaryota; Metazoa; Arthropoda; Insecta; Lepidoptera; Pieridae.
CCCCAGCUAGUCGUUCGCGGUAUAAGCACGCGGCCGGACGCAUGCGAUAAUACAAAUUUAAAGUAGUUGUAUCAAAACAAGACCAUGAAACACGUUGAAAUUGUCUUCGCGUCUAUAGUUUUACUAGUACAAAAUGUUUCUUCACUUAACAUACUAGCUAUAUUUCCCUACCAAGGCAAAAGCCAUUUUUUUGUGCACCGUGUUUAUAUACAAGAGUUAGUUAAUCGGGGCCACAAUGUAACUGUAAUAUCCCACUUCCCAGAAAAAAAUCCGCCGCAUAAUUAUAACGAUGUCAGUCUAGCAGGAAGUAUUAAAAUUUUAGAAGACGAUAUGCCCUUCCAAAAAUCCUACCUAACAGUGAUUGGGGCCGGAAUAUUUCUUACAACCUCUGGAAAACAAAACUGUGAAGUGAUGUUAGCAAAUAAAAAUGUGCAAAAUCUUAUGAAACAAAAACCUAAAUUCGAUGUUGCUAUUGUGGAACAAUUUAAUAGUGACUGUGGAUUGGGCAUUGCAUACAAAUUGGGUGCUCCCGUAGUUGGAAUAACAUCUCACAUUCUGAUGCCAUGGUCUUACAACAGAUUCGGCAUACCUUACCAUCCUGCGUAUGUUUCCUUCCACUUUUUAGAAGGGGGUACUAAACCCACACUCUACCAGCGAGUUGAGAGAACUAUUUUUGACUUCUAUUUCAAAACACUCUUUUAUUUUGUAUCGCAACGAAGCAAUCAACAAGAACUUGCUAAAUAUUUUGAUGACAUACCGCCUUUGGAGGAACUCGCCCGCGAUAUCAAAGUUCUACUACUAUAUCACAAUUUUGUACUCACUGGUUCAAAAUUAUUCCCAGCAAACGUUAUUGAAGUCGGUGGCUAUCAUGUGUCUGAAUCGAAACCGCUGACUGAUAAAUUACGCAAAUUCGUAGAAGAAGCUGAGCAUGGUGUCGUAUACAUAAGCUUUGGGUCAGUCAUAAAAAGCUCUACAAUGCCGGAUGAUAAACUCCAAGCAAUUUUAGGGGCUAUUUCGGAAAUGCCUCAAAGAUUUAUUUGGAAAUGGGAGAGCAAAUUAAAAUUAUUAGACGAAAAUAAACUCUACCUCGCUGAAUGGUUGCCACAGGUUGACAUUUUAGGUCACCCAAAGACGUUAGGGUUCUUAUCCCACGCUGGUAUGGGUGGCACAACAGAAGCUAUACACUUUGGAGUACCAAUAGUCGCAAUGCCUGUUGUUGGAGACCAACCAUCGAAUGCUGCUGCUAUCGAAGAAAGUGGUCUAGGAGUGCAACUGCAAAUAAGUGACUUGACGAAAGAAAACUUAGUUAAAGCGUUUAGAACAAUUCUGGAUCCUCGAUUCAGAGAAAAUGUUAAGCGUGUGUCGAAAGCGUGGCACGAUCGCCCCAUGUCACCUCUGGAUACCGCAGUUUACUGGACAGAAUUUGUGGCUCGCCAUCCUAACGCUACGUAUAGAACUGCGGCUGUUAGUGUUCCUCUGUACCAAUAUUGGUGUCUUGACAUUAUAAGUGUAUUUUCUACAACACUUAUAAUCGCCUAUUACCUAAUAAGUCUGAUCAAGAGAUUAGUGUGCAAGAAAAAUAAUAAAAAACUGAAGCAGACAUCAACGAAAGAAAACAAAAGGAGAUCAAAACGUGACUAAUUUACGAAAGAAUCUCAUUAUUUACAAUUUGUUUUGUGAAAAUUGUAGUGAUAAAUGAAAAUUAAUAUAGGUAAUUUAAACUAUAACUAAAUAAAAUUAUCACGUUUCUUA